Molecule: messenger RNA, 1198 nt
Organism: Cucumis sativus (cucumber)
Lineage: Eukaryota; Viridiplantae; Streptophyta; Magnoliopsida; Cucurbitales; Cucurbitaceae
Exons: 1
Coding region: 222-1055 (277 amino acids)
Source: RefSeq, a predicted model, not a curated record
UUAAAAAACGCCACGUUUCUCGUUUUCUCGUCCAAUCGCCAAGCUGCGCUGUUCGAAGCUAUGCUUUCAACGUGUUCUGUACAAUUACGUGUCCCAAUCGCCGCUUGUUAUAAAUCUCCGCUCUUUCUUCUUCAUUUUUUCCUCACUUCACACCAUUUCUUCUAUCUCUCAUUUCCCUCAUCUUUCUAUCUCCACCGUUUCUUAUCCUUGCUUUCCCAUCAAUGGACGCUAACGGAAGAGGUGGUUGCUGCAUCGCUCGAUAUGUUGGCCCUUCACAUGACAUGUCUAAAGUCGACCGUAUAAUGCUCAGAUUCCGCCCCAUUGCUCCGAAGCCGGCGGUUUCUUCUGGAUCUGCUUCUGCCGAUUCCACUCCGGAGAAAUCUGAGGUUACUGGAAGAGUUGGUAGGGGGAAGAAGAGGUGUAAUAGGGACACCGGAACUAAGCGGUGCAAUAACAGAAGGAAGAAGAGUAGUGUUGGAAACGAUGCCGUUUUGGGUUCUUCGGUGGUUACGACGUUACCGCUUUUACCGGAGAUGCCUGAUUGUGUGAAGAGAGAAGGAAGAAACGCGCCGGUUUGGUUGAGUUUCGAGGGAGUGAAAGAGGAUCGGACGGUGGUGUCGUCGGCGGUAGCGGUGCCGCAGGCGGUGAGGAUGGUGGCUUCGUCGGUGAUAGUGGAGCGCGUGGCAGAGAUCACGUGGGGAGAAGGGGAGGAGUUGGGGUGUACGGAUGAGGAGAGGAGGAGGAAUCUAGAGAGGGACACAUGUCCUGGGUUUAUAUCCGACGGUGGAGGGAAGGUGACGUGGACGAACGAAGCGUAUAGGGAGAUGGUGGGAGGUACGGCAGGGGAUGCAGUGAGGAUUUGGUUGGAGUUGAAGGAGACAACGGAGGAGUGGUGGCCGGCGUUCACUUGUAGGGUUAAAGUUCAGUACCGGAGCCGGUGGGGUAAGGAGAAGAGCUCGUUGACGGCGCCGUGUGAUGCUUGGAGAAUGGACGGAGGUGGGUUUGCUUGGAGACUCGAUGUGAAGGCUGCGCUCAGUCUGGGGUUGUGCCGAUAAUGAGUCGGUUGCGAUGGUUCGAUCGGCUCAGUUUAAUGUAUUUUUAUUAAGAGAAUUGUGAAUAGAGAGGGUUUCGUUAGGGUUCAGAUUUUAAUUUCUUUUUUUUUUUUCAUUACAUUUUCUAGAAUCAUCUUUUUUUUUCA